Mesorhabditis spiculigera is the source of this 1284-nucleotide messenger RNA. The record is from the annotation of a GenBank genome assembly. Lineage: Eukaryota; Metazoa; Nematoda; Chromadorea; Rhabditida; Rhabditidae.
AUGGACCGUGACACCUUCCCAAAGAAGUUGUUCGCUAAUGAAGAUUUUGAGCGUACAAUUCAGGAGAUCAUCUCCAGUCCAAGGAAGGGCAAGCAUUAUCAGGUGGACGACGUCAGUGUCUAUGACGUUACAGAUAAGCAAAAAGCCUAUUAUACUAAAUGCUUCCUCCAUUUAAUGAAGACCACCCAGGGUACCGCUGUUCUCGGUGGAGCACUUCACGGAAGUGAAAACAAAAUCGUAGACUUUUUUCGAAAGUCCGGCCUUGAUGAUGAUGAACUUUCGAGGAUUUGGUCACUUUCUGAUGUUAAUGAGGAUGGGUGGCUGGAUUUGGCUGAAUUCUGUACGGCGAUGCACUUGAUUGUGCUUCGAGUCAAGGGAGAACUGCCAGUACCGCCUAUACUACCGCCAGCCUUAAAGCCUCCAAUGACCGCUCCACGGACACAGUCACAGGUCUCUUCGGAAGGAUCAAGACCCUCAGGUGAGUCACAGACGACGAGCACCACCAUGCAGCAAAACGAGGGGCCGGAUGGACGGCCAAAUACAUUUACACGGAGUGAGGGCAACUUGUCCUCACAGAUCGAGAAGGAGCCACCCCAAUUCUCGGACGUUCCGCCAUUGUUAGUGGACAGUCGUCCGCUACCAAUAAAAGCACUUCCUAUCCGUCCUUUACCCGAUGCGUUGUUGAUGUUAAGAAGUCCACAGGGGCCACCCCCCGCUCCUCCAUCCAGACCAUCGAAUCGAAGUCAUAUGAGAAGUGCCAGUCUUGACUUGAAGCAAUUGGCAAUCCAGAAUCUUCCGAUCAACGGUAUUAGCGGACCUUCAUCUGCUCGCCACAUGUCGAUCCCUUCAAAUCCAGUUCAUGCUCCUCCAGUACCGAGCAGAUCUGAGCAUGGAUCCGCCGUCCUACCCACCCUGGCACAUGUUGUAAACCCCGAGCCAAUCAAGGAACCUACACAAAAAACGAUUCCCGGAAGUGUUUUACCGCCUUCGUCGGCUGUAUCAUCUGGUGUUCAGACCGAGCACAAAUGGAUUGAUCCCAGCCAUGUGGAGAAUUUUAUUAAAAAUUUUGGCUCUCAAUUCCAAGAAUUAUGGGAUCGGGAGGAGCGCUUUGAAAGCGGGGAGAACGAGAGUGAUGCCGAGAAAUGGGAGCGACGAGUUGCAGCCCUGAGACGCCAAAAUGCCGAGUUAGAAAAGGAGCGUGCUACCCUGGCUCAGAUACGUAUCCAGCUAGAAUUGCGACAACAGGAAAUGAAGCCCCCAACAUCGUCAAAGCCGACUCAGCUA